Alternaria postmessia is the source of this 795-nucleotide messenger RNA. RefSeq lists its product as uncharacterized. The record is from RefSeq and is a predicted model, not a curated record. Lineage: Eukaryota; Fungi; Ascomycota; Dothideomycetes; Pleosporales; Pleosporaceae. Bases 1 to 795 code for a protein of 264 amino acids. The transcript is spliced from 3 exons.
AUGUCGGAUCUUGCGACAACAAAGCCGCAAAUCACAGUCCAUGAGGCUGCACCGCUUUCUGUCCCUAUGAAGGCAGCAGUCAAGACAUACAUCCUCAACGACUUGGAACUUGAGACUCACCCAUGCUAUGAGCCACUCCAAGAAUUAGCACGUACAAACAAUGGCAGACCGAGCGCAGUUUCCGCCUUGAGCGCCCCAGUAACGUUCACGGCUUCUGGGAUCUCAUCGAACGUGACAGACGAGGCCGAAGAGGAAGCAGAUCUACCGCUUGAGGAACUAUACCACGAUGCUGAGAAGGAAUCACAACGCCUAAAGCAAGCGAUGCAAGAGUACGAACUGGCCGACAGCAAAGGUCGUAAGAAAAGGUCGCUACCCAGUAGCGACUUGCAUACUUGGCGUGAUGUCUUAGCAGAGGUUGACGAUGCGUCCAAACAGUACAACGAGCCGGACGGUGUAUGGGGUAAAGUCAGGAAGGCCUUUAGGAAGUCUGGCGAUAAGGCUGUGUCUAGUUCAGCGUGGCUGGUCUUGCUUCCAGCCAGUUCAGAAUAUUUCUCUAUCCUGUGUGGAGGCCUAACGCUCAUCAUUGGAGCUGCAUCACGAUUGAAAGGCCUACGCGAAGACGUCAUCAAGAUCCUCGUCGAGAUACCAACAAUACUUUCUUGUGCGAACCGCGCGCAGAAUGUUGUAAAGACAUCGAAAGAACUUCGUCGAAGUGGCGCUGAAGUGUUCUUGGCCACCAUCACAUUGCUACAACACAUACUCAGGUACUUCAAGACCAAAGUUUCAAGUAAGUAA